AAUAUUGAUUUAAAGUUCUACUUCUGCUAUAGAUACCAGAACAGCUAAGGUUCCAGAAUAAUUACAGAGUGGGGUAGGAUACUAAGAGAAAAAAGGGAAAAGAAAUAAAAGGGAAAAGGAUGAAACUGUGCACUUGUUCCAUGAUUGUUGCUCUUAUUUUGGCUUCGAGCUUUGCUACUAGUAGAGCGGAGGAGAGCAGAAGGUUUGGACAGGAAACAAGAGAAGCCAAGAAUAACACUCAUCAUUCCAGAGAUUUUUCAGAUCUUUGCCGAAGUCACCCUUGCAGAAAUGGAGGAACAUGUUUGACUCCAUGCGACAGAUGUUCUCCUACUUGCAUUUGCCCUGCAGCAUUCACGGGGGGAAACUGUGAAGUGGCCAAAUGUUUUGAUGAAACUCUCUAUGAAUAUUUUGAGAGCGGGAAAACCUGGGCAAGGAUCUAUCAAGGGACAGUGCAACACUGCACUUGCAUUAACAGCCUAGUUGAGUGCCAACGUGAACAGUACACAGAUUGUGCCAUCAACCCAUGCCUCCAGGGGGGCUCUUGCAGGAGAACUGCCUUCACUAACAGGACUGUCUGUGGGUGCAGAGAUCCUUUUGUGGGAAAAUACUGCAAUAUUAUUCCUAGCCAACACUGCCAAUCAGGCAAUGGAUUAAAUUACAGGGGCAUUGUGAAGAAGACAGUUUCUGGAAAUAAUUGUCUGCCAUGGAAUUCAGAUUUGCUUAAUGCUGACUUUGCUGACAAUCCUGUGCAGCUGGGACUGGGAGCACAUUCAUAUUGCCGAAAUCUAGAUGAUGAUGAGAAACCUUGGUGUUAUUUCAUCAAAGACAACACAGUAUCUUGGGAAUACUGCAACAUCACAUCAUGUGAGAGGUGGGGAAGACGGCCACCAGCACCAGCACCACCACCAUCACCAGAAAUAUUAGAGGAGUUUGCUGUUGUCAGGAAUUCAUGUGGAAAGAGACAUAAGAAGCGAAGUUUCCUAAGACCUAGGAUUGUAGGCGGUUCUUCUGCUCUGCCAGGCUCCCAUCCAUGGCUGGCUGCUAUAUAUAUUGGCCAAGAGUUCUGCGCUGGAAGCCUUAUUCGUUCUUGCUGGGUGCUGACAUCUGCACAUUGUUUCGCUAGUAGCCCACUGAAAUCAACCAUUCGAGUUGUUUUGGGACAACAUUUUUUAAAUAAAACAACAGAUGUCACUCAAGAAUUUGAUGUGGAGAGAUAUAUCAUGCAUCCUGACUACACAGUGUACAAGCCAACUGAAAAUGAUAUUGCUUUAAUUAAACUAAAGAAGUCCAAACAGCGUUGUGCAGUUAAGUCCCAAUUUGUCCAACCGAUCUGCCUCCCGGAAAAAGGAAUGUCAUUCCCAGAUCAUUAUAAAUGUCAAAUUGCUGGAUGGGGACACUUGCAUGAAAAUUCAUCUAGCUACUCUCAUGUACUUCAAGAAACCUCUGUCCAAAUAAUCCCCGAUUACAAGUGUCAAAAUUAUGAAGUUUAUGGAGCUGAUAUUAGUGAAAAUAUGUUCUGUGCUGGUUUCCUUGAGGGCAAAACAGAUGCCUGCCAGGGAGAUUCUGGAGGACCACUUGCUUGUGCAAAGGAUGGAAUUUCUUACCUGUAUGGUAUUAUUAGUUGGGGUGAUGGCUGUGGCAAAGCUGGAAAGCCUGGGGUUUAUACAAAAGUCACCAAUUAUGUGGACUGGAUAAAUGAGAAGAUAAGCCCUGCUCUAAGGAAGACAAGUAGCUCUUGACUGAUUUUAUGUUUUGCUAACACUAUAAAGUAAUGUCAACAAUCACUGUUUAUAAUGCUAAAAGUUCUUAUUAAAAAGCAACAUGCUCUUUAAAAAUA
Anolis carolinensis (green anole) is the source of this 1837-nucleotide messenger RNA. RefSeq names its product HGF activator (gene hgfac). The record is from RefSeq and is a predicted model, not a curated record. Gene Ontology annotation, cellular component: extracellular region; rough endoplasmic reticulum. Gene Ontology annotation, molecular function: calcium ion binding; serine-type endopeptidase activity. The transcript is spliced from 12 exons. Bases 120 to 1739 code for a protein of 539 amino acids. Gene Ontology annotation, biological process: blood coagulation; zymogen activation. Lineage: Eukaryota; Metazoa; Chordata; Lepidosauria; Squamata; Anolidae.